GGUCGUGUCCGGAGCUCCAGCGUUCUGCUCCCCCUCCCUGGUCCCGUUUUACCCCAGAAACAGAGCUCCUCUCUGGGCCUCUCCCUCCAGGUGGACCUGGCCUCCUUCGGGGACCCUCCAGAGGACCUCUCCAAAGCCCUGGCUCUCCCCCAGUCUGUGCAGCCUUUCCUGGAUACGAAGAUACGUGAAGUGGGGGUCCUGAACCUGGAGGUCAUUGACAUCGGGCUGGAAGAGCGUCUGGGACUCGGAGUGGAUCUUAAAAUCGGACGGAUGUUUGCGGAGGUCGAAGAGAGGGUGAACCGACGAGUGUUUAGACUGAAGGCGGAGCUUCGGAAGAGGGAGGCGGAGCUAGAGAAAGAGAGGCGGGGCCGGGAGAGGCUGAAGAGCCAGAAAAAGGAAGUGGAGGAGCGGGCGUCGUACCUGUCCAGACAGGUCUGUGCUGCGGUGGAGAUGAUGGAGCGCCUGAAGAAAGAUCUGGAAGGAAAAGAUAAAGAGCUGAACGAACGGCAACAGGAGAUGGUGGACAUUGAGUCUUUUCUGAGGGAAACUGCUGAGAAAGAGGCAGAGGCUAAAUCCAGACUACAGGUGUUCAUCGAGACGCUGUUGGCUCGCGCUGACCGUGCAGAGAGACAGUUACUGCUGGCCAGCUCACACACACAUCUGUACACACACACUGAACCUUACACACACCCCUACACACAUGGACACACACCUGCAGUCGGGUGGGGGGGGCGCAGUCUGGACGCCAGCACUGAGGACGUCCUGGCAGACAAGAUGCAGGGCAGCAUCGGAAACAGGAGGAGUUACAGCGUGUCGGGUUCCUGCAGACUGGGGGAGCAGCUGUACAGCCAACAUCCCUACAGUGGUGUUUCUGGUCUGAUGCGGACUUCCUCCCUGGGAUCUGGAGGAUGGGAUGAAGAGGGGGGGCUCCAACAACAUGUUCCACCCUGGACCAGAAGAGAGAGGCAGAGGGAGCAGGAGGGAGGCUGUCAGAGGACGUGGAGCAAAAGAAACCUUCGCCAAUACAGCACCGAAGAAGAAGAGGAAGAGGAGCAUGAAGAAAUAGAAGAACAAGAGGAGGAAGAGGAAGAAUUCUGGUGCAGCGCUGAGAUCAGGAGGCUCGUUUUCGCCCGGAAAAACACACCUGGCUCAGAUGCAUCCCUUUCACCAGCGCGUCCUCACCUGGCGGACAUCUUGCGUUUGAGGGCGGGUCUUUUCUGCGUGUUUCCAUAUUUGGACGUGCGCUCGCUGCUGCACGCCGCCGAGGUCUGCUCUGAUUGGCUGUUCGUUGCUAGGCACCCGGCCGUAUGGACACGCCUCCGGCUGGAAAACGCCAGGGUGUCCGCUGAG
Messenger RNA from Notothenia coriiceps (black rockcod), 1350 nucleotides. Its product is annotated as F-box only protein 41-like. Gene Ontology annotation, molecular function: protein binding. Lineage: Eukaryota; Metazoa; Chordata; Actinopteri; Perciformes; Nototheniidae. The record is from RefSeq and is a predicted model, not a curated record. The transcript has 8 exons. The annotation marks the transcript as partial.